This is a messenger RNA of Perca fluviatilis (European perch), 570 nucleotides long. RefSeq names its product late endosomal/lysosomal adaptor, MAPK and MTOR activator 5 (gene lamtor5). Gene Ontology annotation, molecular function: guanyl-nucleotide exchange factor activity. Gene Ontology annotation, cellular component: cytoplasm; Ragulator complex; lysosome. The coding region runs from base 121 to 396 and encodes 91 amino acids. Gene Ontology annotation, biological process: positive regulation of TORC1 signaling; cellular response to amino acid stimulus. The record is from RefSeq and is a predicted model, not a curated record. The transcript has 4 exons. Lineage: Eukaryota; Metazoa; Chordata; Actinopteri; Perciformes; Percidae.
GGACCCUUAGUGCACGUGACGAUCAGCUGAUUUGAACCGGAAACUGAGGAAGCAGACAACCAAAACAAGUAAUAUUCAUACACAGAAUUUGACUUUUGCAGUUAUUUACGAUUGUUAAUAAUGGAGUCCACCCUCGAACAACAUCUCGAUGAUACCAUGAAAAAUCCAGCAGUUGUCGGUGUGCUUUGCACGGAUCAACAAGGACACAACCUGGGCUGCCGCGGCUCCCUGUCUGAUGAACAUGGCGGUGUUGUGUCAGUUUUGGCCAAACAAGCUGGCGCUCUUACUAAAGACCCAACAGACAGUCCGACUGUGUGUCUGGAAUCUGAGUCAGGAAACAUUCUGGUGAGGAGUCAUGGCACCAUCACAGUAGCAGUUCACAAGAUAGCAUCUUGAAGACAACACGACUCACUGAGGAAUUUUUAUUGUAAAGAAAUGUACAUGUCAACAGGAACAUUAGUAUGAUCGCACAAUCUGAAUUGACUUUGAGAAAGAUCUGGUGUUUCCACAUGUCUGUUGUCCUUUCUAUAUUAUCCCAUAAUUAAACAUACAUGGUCCUUUUCUAAUAAA